Messenger RNA from Boeremia exigua, 669 nucleotides. RefSeq lists its product as uncharacterized. NCBI's taxonomy places the organism in Eukaryota, Fungi, Ascomycota, Dothideomycetes, Pleosporales, Didymellaceae. The transcript has 3 exons. The record is from RefSeq and is a predicted model, not a curated record. Bases 1 to 669 code for a protein of 222 amino acids.
AUGAAAUUCUUCGCCUCCUUCAGCGCUUUGAUCGCCCUUGCGCAAGCUAAUCUUGACGUCGUAACUCUCUACGUUAAUGGUGAUAACUAUAUCACCGAGGCUAGCGCUACUCUUGUGUUGGGCAAAGCACCAAGCCCCCAAGGCUCUGGAGAUGCUGCACUUUGGAGUGCCAUUAUGAUGGAGAACGAUGCAAGCUUCCUACAAGGAGUCACGCAGAACUCCGCUCAAAGUUACUGGUGCUCGAAUUCCCCCGCAACCCAGUGGUGCAACUUUGCGUACACAUUGGUUGGCUCGCAAGCAACCGCCGGCAAAGCCGUGACCGCUUCUCCUGGAUCAAAGGUCAAGACGACUUACAAGCUAAACUCGAGCACGCAACUGUGGGACCAGAAUGUCUCUAUCGAUGGAAAGCUCGUAUCUACUGUGAAUACUAGUAAGGGGCAGCAUGGCAAGAUCUUCUACAUCUCGCUGGAGUGUGCUUCGGGAACUUGCGCUUCCGCUGGAGCCCAUAGCUGGGAGAAUGUUACUAUCGUGCUGAACAAGGCCGAUCUGAGCUUCAAGCACUCCGGCAGUUGGGAAUAUGGUGCAACUGGUGGUGAGAUGACCACGCCUGACAACGGCAAGACCUGGAAGCUCAGCACUCUGUCCAUCCCACAAACUGUUCCUCAAUAG